This is a messenger RNA of Triticum aestivum (bread wheat), 1355 nucleotides long. RefSeq names its product NAC domain-containing protein 90. The transcript is spliced from 3 exons. Gene Ontology annotation, biological process: regulation of DNA-templated transcription. Bases 359 to 1129 code for a protein of 256 amino acids. Gene Ontology annotation, molecular function: DNA binding. NCBI's taxonomy places the organism in Eukaryota, Viridiplantae, Streptophyta, Magnoliopsida, Poales, Poaceae. The record is from RefSeq and is a predicted model, not a curated record.
AAAUUUCGCCGCCCCAGCAAGCAGCUCAGCGUCGUCGCCCCGUGUCAACCAUGACAUGAUCCGUCUCCCAAGCGUGCUUCCCCAUAUAUACAUGCGGGAGCGCACGCGCUCACACCUCCUCUCACCAACCCACCAAUCACACCUUACUAGUUUAGCCAUCAGCUCCGAUCCUUGCAAGCGAGCUAGCCUAGCUUCUCCGGCCACGCGCACGCUUCCAUAUAACUCAUUCGAUCGAGCUGCUGGCUAGGGAUCUCACCGGCGGCUGUACUCGUUAUUAGGGCCUUCUUCGUAAACUUACCCGCCGAGGACUGGCCGUGCUAAAGUUUAAGGCGGCGCCAUAUAUACGCCGGAGACUGUCAUGGCCGACGGGCUGCCCCCGGGGUACCGCUUCUACCCGACGGAGGAGGAGCUGAUAUGCUUCUACCUGCGCAACAAGCUCGAUGGCAGCCGCGGCGACAUCGAGCGCGUCAUCCCCGUCGUCGACGUCUACUCCGUCGACCCGUUGCAGCUCUCAGAGAUCCACGAGAGGCUGUGCGGCGGCGGUGGCGGCGAGGGGGAGCCGUGGUUCUACUUCUGCGCGCGGCAGGAGCGGGAGGCGCGGGGCGGGCGGCCGAGCCGGACCACGCCGUCGGGGUACUGGAAGGCGGCGGGCACGCCCGGGGUCGUCUACUCCGCCGACCGCCGGCCCAUCGGGCUGAGGAAGACCAUGGUGUUCUACCGCGGCCGCGCGCCGUCCGGGACCAAGACCAAGUGGAAAAUGAACGAGUACAGAGCAUUCCAGCACGAGCACGACGGCGCCGGCGCACCCACGGCAACCGGGGGUCCCCACGCCGCUGCGCCACCGAACCUCCCUCCGCAGCUGAGAAGCGAGUUCAGCUUGUGUCGACUCUACACCAAAUCGGGGACACUGCGGCAGUUCGAUCGGCGGCCGGUUGCCGCUGCUGCAGGCGGUGCCGCUGGUGACAUUCCGGGGCCAUCCACUGCAGCCACCGCGUCGCCCGACGACGGUGACGGCUCCGGUGGAUCCAUGCACCCGCUUGAGGAGGAUCUGAUGGAGGGAGCUGGCGGUGAUCCAUACGGAGACGAUAUUGCCACAUUGGCUGCUCUUCUCUACUGGCCUACGGACUAGAUUAUGCAUUCGUUUCGCAGAUCGAAUCUUGAGUAGUUUCGUCUCCAUUGACAGAUUAUGCUCUAUCUAAAUCUGUAAAACAUGAGAUUCUGGACAAAAAAUGGUCUAUGAAUUUGAGCACUAGCUAGUUAAUUUGUACUGUGAAUUUGUAACAGGUAAAAGGGGGGGAAAGGGAAGUGACUAUUUCUUAGUCGAUUUAUUUGAAAUAACCAUUUAUCAAAGGACA